AUGGCGGGCGACACCGUGUCGGCGCAGGAGCCCAAGGAGAAGGCACCGGAGAAAGAACCCAAGGAGGAGAAGGAACCCAAAGAGAAGGAAACCAAGGAGAAGCAGCCUGAGGAGAAGGAGGCUGUGAAGAAAGCAGAGGGCAAGAGCGCCGAAGGAGCUGAGGCCAAGCCAAAGCCCCAGGAAGCCUCGCCCGCCACGCUGCUGGCCAUGGUCGCGGGCGCCCUUGCGAUCGCAACGGUGGCGUCUGUGGUGUCGCAAAGCGACGUGAUGAAUGGAGGGAGCUUGCUGGGCUGGUACGAUUCCCUUUGGGCCGAGCACAUCGUCCCGGCGCCAUCCGCCCCGAAGAGCGUUUGCACCAUCCAGUUUUGCCAGAGCUGA
Symbiodinium natans is the source of this 378-nucleotide messenger RNA. Lineage: Eukaryota; Dinophyceae; Suessiales; Symbiodiniaceae. The record is from the annotation of a GenBank genome assembly.